AUGUUGCAGGAGACUACCAGCAAGCAAAUCCUGAUAGUGGGCGCUGGCCUGUCUGGGCUCACAGUUGCCCGUCUGCUCACAAACAGUGGUAUACCGAACAUCGUGUUCGAGGCUUCGAUGGAGGACCGUAGCCAGGGCUUCUCCAUCAGUUUGCGCGACUGGGGCUAUUCCGCGCUGCUUGAGGCGCUCGGGGACAUUCCUCUCCGUAGCCUCACGCGGGGUGUUGCCCCAGACCGUCACAUAGGCGGUCACGGUUUUGUCGACUUGAUAAUGCGCGACAAUGCGACAGGAGAUAUACUGGUGGCCCCGGACCCAGAGACACAACCGUCUAUUGUGCGUGCUAAUCGCAAUGCACUGCGAACUUGGAUUGCCGACUGUGGCGACGAGCCCUUGGACGUGAGAUACGGGCACAAGCUCAAGAGUAUCGAGGGAACAGUGGGCAGCAUGACCGCUGUAUUUGAGAAUGGAGCACACCAUCGUGGCUCGCUUGUCAUCGCCGCCGAUGGAGUUCACUCGACGGUGCGCUCGGUGAUACUUCCGCAUAUCGUCCCCGAAGUGGUUCCGGCGGUGGUUUAUCAUGGUGAAUUUCAACUCCCACGAGAAGAAUACGACCGUCUCCUCAGGCCUCUAAUCGGUGAUUCGAAUAUUCUCGCCGGAGUUGGAGACGGCUUCAAUACACCCAUCACCGUGUGUAACUUGACGAAGACAGAGGCCCAUCUUGACUGGUCGUAUUCACGAAUGGCUUGUGGAAAUGAUGACCCUCUCUAUCGGCCCAAUCUCUCUGCCGAGGAGUCAAAGAAGAUCCCGCAAGCUUUGGUGGACGAGGUUGCGUCGCGGAAUCUGGCGGAGCCUUGGUCGCACUAUCUCAAUGCGGAGGCUAUGCAAAAGCACUCUGUCUUCCAUUGGACUAGUAGAUGUGUCUCAAUGACCAACAAAGACACCGAAAAGGGGGCCGAGCGAGGUGUCGUCUUUAUUGGAGAUUCCUGGCACGCAAUGCCGAUUUUCGGGGGUGAGGGCGGAUGCCACGCCCUCGUGGACGCCGUUGAGCUUGCCGCCGCAUUGCUCCAUCAAGAUGGCGGACUCGACAAGGUGAUUUCGACUUACUACACUGGAGCAUGGAAACGCUGCAGCGAUGCAGUCAGGCGAUCAAAGGGGCGGUUUUUUGUAUUGCAUCGGCCAAUGGCUGACUGGCGGGAACUUGCAGAGAAGAAGGCCGCUGCGACAGUCAAAUAA
Molecule: messenger RNA, 1233 nt
Organism: Penicillium canariense
Lineage: Eukaryota; Fungi; Ascomycota; Eurotiomycetes; Eurotiales; Aspergillaceae
Gene: nscC
Product: FAD-dependent monooxygenase nscC
Exons: 2
Coding region: 1-1233 (410 amino acids)
Source: RefSeq, a predicted model, not a curated record